Salmo salar (Atlantic salmon) is the source of this 2958-nucleotide messenger RNA. NCBI's taxonomy places the organism in Eukaryota, Metazoa, Chordata, Actinopteri, Salmoniformes, Salmonidae. The record is from RefSeq and is a predicted model, not a curated record.
UCGAGACCGCCUCCUUCCUCCACGCGGCCGCCCACUGGGGGGUCCUCAGUGCCGCCCCCGCCUUACAGGCACCCCUCUGCGGGCACCUCCAACGGCCCCAUGGGGCACCAUGGUGUAGAUGGGGCUCCGAAACUUCCCCGGAGGCACAACUCACUGCACAAGAAGAACUCAGGCGGCAGCUACGGCGGACGCAAUCACGCACCUCCUCCACCCCCCUCGCCAUCUGCAGGACCUCCAGGGGGUGGCAGACCACCCCCACCCGCCAGGGAGCCCCCCAGCAAGAGAUCAGCCCCUUCUGCACCCAAUCCUGGGUCACGAAACGGGGGGUGGUGGGCAAGCCCCUGUUCCCCCGCCCCCCUACCGGAUCCACAGUGCUGUCACUCCCAACACCACCUCCUCGGAGCCACCCCACCACACCCGGGGGCCCAGGCCCCCUCCACCCCCUUCAUCUUCCUCCCGCACUGGACCCCCGCCGCCUCCCCCGCCCAUCCGCAACGGACACUCCUCUUCCUCCAAGUCCAAUAUAGAGGAUUUUGAGUCCAAGUUUGACUUCCACCCAGUGGAGGACUUCCCACCCCCUGAGGAAUAUAGGAAUUUCACCAAGAUCUACCCCAGCAAAAGCAAUAAACCUGGACCAGGCAUGAUCCGGGGAGUACCUCCAGCGCCACCAUUGGCAAGGUGAACUAUGGAAUUCAGGAGCAAAAGGACUUUAAUAAGUCACUCGGUCUAAUCAGAGGACGUUCAGGGGAGUGGCACGACACUUGAAACACACACAGGCCUAAACGUAGACACUUUAUAUGACCAGGCGGAAGCAAGUCAACCCCCAAACACUAUAGAAAGUUCACUAGUCUUGUUCGACUUUUUUACAAACCCUACACUACCAGUAGCUCUCUUUUCCACAAACACUUCAGACACUUCUGUUUCAGCAUGAUAGAACAAAACCCACUGAGGUGCUGAGGAACUGACCUGUUUGACUGUGAAGUGGCCACAAGCCAAUCUUUCUGCAAGAUGGGGGGGGGGGGACGUUGCAUUGAUUAUACUUUAUAGCAGCAGGGCCAACGAAGAAUUCUGCAUUCCAUCUUUUGAAAUGUGUGCAUAAUCCAUAAUGAUGAUGAUUUCCUGCGAUAUAUGAAAUAAUGUUUUUUAAAUGUUCUAUCGUUAACCGCAGUAACUGUGUCGUCUGUAGGACAAAAUAGGGGACACACUAACGUCGCCAAAAAUGCGUUGGGUGUCAGUUGGUAUCUAUAGUACGUGGUGUGUUUUCUAUAGGUUUUUUAAAAUGCCGCACUUCCAGUGCCCUGAGAAGGUAAGGUGUGGAAUAGAAUUCUCUCCUACCUUGAUGUGCCAAUAGUUGGGUGGAGUAGAAUGAGGGGCCUCUCACACUUAGGAAAGCUGUCGUUUGCGUCACACAGAAAUGACUUAGUUUUUUGGUAUGAAACAGGGAUAGGAGAAAUUACUUGAAUGCUUGUCAUGUUAUGAGAGGGCGAGUCUUGCUGACAGUGCGUGACACCGUGCAAAGACUGUGAGGAGCAUUCCCAACUAGAUAUUUUUUUGUUCUUCCUCAUGGCAUUGCUCUGUGGCAGCAUAACAGCUUAACCGUGGCGUCUGUGAAUGCCAUGUUUUUACACUAGAGGAGAACAGAAACUGCUGCUCUGAUGGGUUGCAGUCUAGAUUUAUUCGAAACAAAACAUAAAUGCUUCUUCAUUUUGUCAACACUACGAAAUGUGUCAGGGAUCAUUGCCGCUCCUCUUUAAUGAUCGUUAGCUGCCAAAGCUCCUUUACUUUAUUGAUCAAGGAAGGCGUUUGAGAGUACUGUAUGAAAUUCUACUUUCACUUUAUUCAAUGCUGUUCCUGUUUCCUGCCACAAUGGGGCGAUCAUGGAUAAAUUAUUACCCUCAUUCCUUUCUUUGGACCAAGGGUAGCUUUGCAGGGCUGUCAGUCAUUCAACCCUGUCUUUCUGAAGUUCCUUAAAAAAAAAAAAAAAAAAUGUAUUUUUUGAAACUAGAAUAUUUGAUUUUAUUGCUGGUGGCCCUUUGGAAUAGACUGUAUCCUGGCCAGAGGGAUACCAUAAUGCUUGAGUUUUUAAUGCAUUCCUAUGCAAGGAACGAUUUUGUUUGUAUUCUCACUUCUCGUUGGUAGCAACUAACCAAAAAGGAAACACCUAAGUGCCAGAAGAAGGUGUAGGGUGAAAUUGCUCCUAGGUGCUGAUUUGGGGUCAGUUUUGUAUUUUCCCUACUAAUGUUUUAAGGUUUGGAUUGGGGAGGGAAUCUUAUCCUAGAUCUGUACCUAUGGGAAACUUCAACAGGGAACUAUUUGGGCAGAGUAGGCCCCAGAAAUGUCGUCAUGGUGGAUUUAUAUAAUUUUUAUGACUUAGGAGCUCCUAAAUGUGUGAUACCUAAGCUGUCAUUACAUUGUAGCUUUGUGAUUUCUGUUAUGAUUCCACUACAGUGAAAGAGAACUACAUGGACCAGCUACACGAGAAUAGAUUCCUUUCUCUUCUCCAUUCCUUUUAUGUAGUCCUCAGGCUGGUUGUUGCCUUACACAUCUAUUGUCAUACUUAUCGGUACCAGUGCAUUUGAUAAAAAUAAAAGUGAGUCUAUUAAAAAUGCAAUAAAUAAUGUAUAUUUACAUAAAGUAUGAGAAAUAUGGUAAUCGUAGUUAUUGAUAUAUUUUAAUGUUUGUAAAAAGCUUGUAAUAUAGGGAGGAAAUUGAUUAAAAUGUUUAACAACAGUCCAGUUGUGGGCUUUGUCUGACAGCCAGAGAGACGGGUCUCUUUGCAGCACUUCUCUGUGUCUGACAGUGUGUGUAACUUGUGUGAUUGAUGGAUAUGUUUAGUCUCACACAGGUGACUCAUUGACUAUGUGUGAUUCUCAUGUUCUCACCCUGUUCAUUUCACUUGUUAAUCAACCAUGUUUUAUCAUUUGAAAUAAAUAUAUGCUUUUGGGGGGAAAAGGGGUA